Messenger RNA from Etheostoma cragini (Arkansas darter), 423 nucleotides. Its product is annotated as rho GTPase-activating protein 27-like. The transcript has 5 exons. Bases 13 to 423 code for a protein of 136 amino acids. The record is from RefSeq and is a predicted model, not a curated record. Gene Ontology annotation, molecular function: protein binding. NCBI's taxonomy places the organism in Eukaryota, Metazoa, Chordata, Actinopteri, Perciformes, Percidae.
CCAUCUGCAGACAUGGACCGGUCCAGAGGGUGCUCCCCCUCCCCCCUCCUCUCCCCCCCCUCUUCGCAGGGUUCCUGUGUUUGGGAGCAGCUGAUGGACGAUGUCUCCGGGAAGGUUUACUACUACAACCCCGCGUCAGGAUCCACGUCUUGGGACGGUCCGGAGCCCCCGUCCCCCCAAGGACCCGCUCCCAACAGGAAGUCCUCCGAAGGCCCGCCUCCGCUGCCAGAGGAAGAUUAUCCUGUUAACGACAACGUCUUCACAAUGAAUCCUCAGCAACAGUUGCUGAUUCCCAGAGCUCAUCUCAAGGAGAUCCCAGCUCUGCCCCAGAGGCUGAUGGGAAACGGAGUCUCUGAGGAGGGGACGGGGGCGUCGGCCAGGAAUUGGAGACACAGCGUGGCUGAAGACGUGAGUCACAGAUAA